AUGGACUUUUCCGGUCCAAACCAGCCAAACUCACCCCCGCCGCCCUCUUCCCCUCGGGAUGAUCCUAAUGGGCACCCUUCAAGCCUGGUUCCAGGCGGCGACUCUGCCCAUCCCAUCAACCAUCCCAACGCCUAUCCCCCUGGCAGCUCUGGUCAAGACGCAAAUCACAACAACAUCUACGCCAUUGCCAACUCUGUCCAACACGCAAACCAACCCUUCGCCAGUCAUGCUGAAGGCUCUGCUUAUCAGACAAACUAUCCUACAAACCAUCCCAACGCCCUUCCUGUUGGCUCUCCUGUCGCCCCUCCUGGGCCUUUUAUGAGCAGCCCCAACGCCUACCCAGCGGGCUGGCCAAAGCCUGCAUACCGCCAGCCUCUUGUGGACGUUGACAACCUCCCUGAGUUGGUGACGCAGCCUCCUUCGUACUUCCAUCACGAUGAUAAAGACCAGGACGAAGACUUGGAGGGAGGUGCAAACCAAACUGGCCGCCAGACCGCAUCCAGCGCCAGAGAGCGUCUCAGCCAGAUCCUGCCCUCCACCCGUGCCAACCGCCGCGUCGCUUACUUUGUGGUCCCGAUCCUCAUCCUGCUGCUCGUCACCGGCGCCGUCCUCGGUGGCCUCUUUGGCAGCGGCGUUUUGCAAAACAAUGGCUCGGGCUCCUCAGACUCAGAUGCAUCGGCCCAAGAACACAGCCUGGACGGCGACUCCAACGUCCAGAUCCGAGCCACCUCCCAGCUCGCCGCCGCAGUCGUCGGCACCUCAGUCUCCAGCUUCACGCUCGUCCUGUUCCAGAACGCCGACGGCGAGCUCGCCUCCAUCGAGUGGCAGGGCUCCAAGGGCGACGUCUACCUCCUCAAGAACCGCUUCGGCGACGCGAAGCCCCCCAAGCCCAUGGAGCACUCCCCCUUCCACACCGUCACCCUCGGCCCCAGCGGCGACCUGCACGUCUUCUACUUCGACGACGCCCUGCGGCCCGCCCACAUCGUCCGCCGCGUCAGGAACAAGGAGCCCGUCUCCUGGGAGCGCGGCUCCCUCGUCGUCAGCUCCCAGCCGGACCUGAUCCCCUCCACCACGCUCGGACUCUCCGUCGCCUCCUUCUCCUCCGACUGGCCGGGCGUGGAGGAGGACUGCGUCCUCCUCGCCUACCACACGGGAGCGGCCAACGACUCCCUCGCCCUCGUGACGAGCACCCAGCCCGACGACCCGCAGUCCUGGACCGCCCAGUCCUUCGCCCUGGGCGUCGGGGACAUGGGCCUCGAGCUCCAUCCCGAGUCCCCGGGCCUCCUGGUCAUGCCCUUCAACAGGCGCGGCUCCCCGGGUCUCCGCAUCAUCUGGGACGUCGAUAACUCGUCGCACAAAUCCACCUUUGGCAUCCUCGACUGCUUCUUCACCAAGGAGCACAAGCUCGAGAAGUGCAACACGGUUUCGAACCAGUGGGAAGACACCGCCGCCGAAGAGGAAGUCCUCGAGAUGGCCAAACCGCUCCGCCUGGCCUCCCUCCGCGUCGAGACCGGCGACGACGACAAGACCCAGUGGCCCGCCGACCGCUACGUCGUCCGCGUCCUCGACGCGCGCGGCAGCCUGACCGAGCUCCUCUGGCGCAGGAACAAGUGGACGAGCCACCUCGCCGUCACCAACGAGACGGCCACCUUCCCCCCCGGCAACGGGACCGCCAACUUCACCAGCGUGGCCUCCCCCAACGACGGCCUGCUCUACGCCGUGUCGGGGGGCAAGCUGCUCGAGUUCUCCCGGGAGACGGCGUGGUGGACGCAGGCCGACAACGAGAUCAAGGAGGUCCCGGCGUGGAAGUUCCUUGACGAGGUCGACACCGAGUUAUCCGAGGACUAG
Clonostachys solani is the source of this 1848-nucleotide messenger RNA. The record is from the annotation of a GenBank genome assembly. NCBI's taxonomy places the organism in Eukaryota, Fungi, Ascomycota, Sordariomycetes, Hypocreales, Bionectriaceae.